Messenger RNA from Oryctolagus cuniculus (rabbit), 15591 nucleotides. Lineage: Eukaryota; Metazoa; Chordata; Mammalia; Lagomorpha; Leporidae. The record is from RefSeq and is a predicted model, not a curated record.
AGGCACCAUGAUGCCCCAGAAGAAGAAGAGGAGAAAGAAGGACAUCGACUUUCUGGCACUGUACGAGGAGGAGCUGCUGCACUACGCCUCGGAGGACGACGAGGAGGAGCUGGAGCACGACUACUACAAGGCCAGGGGUGCGACCGGGCCCGGGCGGGCGGGGGCUGCCAGGGCCGGGCCCUCCCUGGGGGCCUCACCCCCUUCCCACUGAUGACCACCCCCCCACCCCGCCCCGGGAGUGAGCAGGGCGGGCGUGUGCUCGGGUCCCCAUGGCACAAAAGGCCAGGCACCCAGCCCUUCGGCACAGAGUCUGGGCAGGAUGGAAGGUGCUGGAAGUGCAGGCCUCCACCUUCUCCACCCCCUGAACAUCCCGGGAGCCUCCUACUCCAUUGUGUGUCCAGCACAGGCGGCAGCUGCAGCCCACCCCGGCCAGUGAGCAGGGGCCUGGGGCUUUUUGGGAAGAUAGGAGAGCACUUGGCCAUCUGGGCCCUGGGACUUUGCCCCAGUCUCUUCCUCUGGGAUUUGAAUGGCUCUGCCUUCUCGACUGGACCAGGCAGGGAACCAAUUUUGGCCCGAGGAGGUUUUUGGUUUCCUGAAAGUGUUGUGAAUAUUUCCUCUGUGAAUACCUACAGGUCUCGAACUUUGGUUUUGUUUUAUUUGUUUGUUUGUUUGAAAGGCAGAGUGAGGGAGGGAGGAGGAGGAGAGAGAGAUAUCUUCCACCUGCUAGUUCACUCCCUCAAAUACCUGCAACGGUCAGGGCUGGGCCAGGCUGAAGCUGGGAACCCAAACUACAUCCGGGUCUCCCACACGGGUUGCAGGGGCCCGAGUUCUUGGGUUGUCUUGUGUUGUUUUCCAAGGCACAUUAGCAGGGACUCGAACAGGCACCCUAGGGGAUGCCAGGGUCAUAAGCAGUGGCUUAACCAGCUAUGCCACAAAGCCAGCCCUGAAUUUACAGUUCACUCCCUAUCACCGUGCUGCCUGCCAGGCCCCCGAAGGCAUUUACAUUCUCUGCGCUUUCUCCAAAGUGGCUGCUUACAGGAGUGCAUCCCGUCACUCACUCACUCAUUCAGCAAAUGCUCUCUGAAUGCCCGCACUGUGCCUGUCUGUCACCCUCUUUCUUCCUUUUCUCAUCCCAGCACUGCCCGCACAGCUCUGCUCCUCCCUUUGUGAGUUCCUGCAUCAAGUUCAGUGCUUAGUCCAAGGCUGCAUGCAGCUUGGUGGUGGUGGUGGUGGGGGGUGGCCUCAUGGCCUCAGCCAAACUAAACUCCACGGGGGCCAGGCCCUGCUGUACUUGGCCUUAGUCCCUGCCACCCAGCCCCCAGCACAGACCUGGGCUCAGCUGUGGCCCCAGGAGGGCUGUGACUCAGGGAAGGGCCCUCGCACCAGGUACAGUGUCCUGGGCGUCUCCUGGGGUGGCAUUGGGGGCUGUGAUGGAGAAAGGGGGAUGGCACAAGGGAGGUGGGAGGUGGGGCUGCCUUCUCCCCCACACCUGCUCUAGCCUGUCGUGUGGGGGGAGGGGCAGGCACUCUCACUUCUGGAGUGAUUCUCCAGGUGAGAACCUGUCAGAACCUCUCACAGCUGGCGCCCCGCCCACUUCUGUUCUGGGGGACCAUGAGGGUCCCCCUCCUUUGUGCCUUCAUGAAGCCCUUUCCGUUUCCUUUUUGCAUCUGCUUCUCAGCGGCCCUGGGAACACUCAGGGUCACACGAUGAGUCCCAAUUCUCAGGUUAAGGGCUGAGGCUCCCACAUAAAAUGGCUUCAUAAGGUCCCAACCAGGAGUCAGGAAAUGAACUAGAAAAACCCUUCCCAAGCCAAGACCCCACCCCUCCCAUUUCAUCUCCUAGUGCUGCCCAAUAUUACAAUGCGCUGUGCCUCAGGCCCUACAUAGCAUUUUAUUCACAUUAACCACCUCCAUCCUCGCAGGAACCCGGAGAGGCAGGUCGGGUUGUAAUUAUCCUCUUGUUACAGGUGAGGAACCCAAGGCACAGAGAGGCUAAGGGACUUGCCCAAGGUCACACAGCUAGUGAGUAGCAGGGUGGGGGUGUGACUCUAGCACAGUAACAAUAGCCGGAGAAGAGCAAGCCCAUGUGGGCGCCCCUCUGACACAGAGGCACUGCACAGCGUGGGUGACCCAGUGAUGACCACAGCAGUCACCUGUCCAUUCUGGAGCAGCCGGUCUCCCACUCCCUUGAGCCCUGAGGGUAGCGUUUCAUGGAGCCUUGUGGGGGAGUGUGAUGGGGGAGAAGUGGGGACAAGGAGAAAGUCGCACCUCUGGCUGUGCUGCCCCGUUCGCCAGUGGCCAGGGGGAAGACAGCGGCUCCUCCAGGAGUCUUGUCUCCUGCCUGGGGCCCGUGAAGGAAAGACGGCACCUGAUGCUGCAGCCUGAGAACAGGAGGGACCUCAGACCCAGCCUGCGCGGGCUGCCAGCCCCUCUCACCUCCCAGCAGGGCCCACCCAGCAGCUCUUGGGAUGCAAUUUCCCAAGGCCGCCUCCUUGGGGAUCUUGUGAGAGGUGGUGAGUGCUGUGGCGAUGGUGGGCAUUGUGUUGAUGGUGAUGAUGACGAGGUGGGCACCACUCGUGGAAUGUGUAACUCUUUAUGCAGCUGUGGAAGAUCAUCUGCAAGAUCCCCCGGGGUGGAAAGGCAAGGUCAAUGCGUGUGCAGACCGAGGACCUUGUGUCUGACUCACUCCUUGCUUUGGUCCUUGGUGGCAGAAAUUACCUUUCUUUAGAGAUGAAGACAUAGAGGCUUAGUUGAAACCACAUAGGCUGUGGUGACAGAGUUGGGAUCCUGUGCACAUCCUGUGUCCACUUUCCAGUUUUACUGAGGUGUAAUUGAUUGACAAUAAAACACACCUAUUUUCAAAGUCCUGUUUGACGCAUGUUAGCGCCACGUCAUCACAGGUGGAUCAGUAUGGGUGCUGGGACAUCUGUGUUACAUGCGAGCAUCCAUGUCAUCCCCAAAGGGUCCCUGUGUCCCCUCCCUGGCGGUUUCCCUACUCCCAACCCCAGGCAGCCUCUCUACCACCUUCUAUUAAGAUAGAUUAAGUCUGCCUUUUCUAGAGUUUCACAAACAUGGCGUGUGGAGUAUGCAGUGGUUUGUGUCCGGCUGGGAGGUCCAUCUGUAAUGAAGGUGUCAGCAGCUCAUAGCUUUUUACUGCCGAGUACUCACACAAACUAAUAGCAUGCUGCCUUUUAUACAUCCAUUCACCUGCUGAUGGACAGUUGGACUAUUUCCAGCUUGGGUCUAUUUGGAAUACAGCCACUAUAAACACUGUGCUUCUAGGUCUUUGUGAGGACACAUUUCCACCUCUUCUGGGUCCAACACCUAAAAGUGGACUUUUCAGGCCUUCUGUUACGUGUACUUUUGUCUUUUUAAGAAGUUGUUGCCAUUAUGGAAAAUCAUGUGGUCGCUCUGUCUUCUCAUUGAUUUGUGUGAAUCCUUUGUAUUGUAGGGUCCUUUGUGAGAUACAUACAUCCCGAGUCUCAUCUCAUACUCAGUGGCCUUUUCAUUAUCUUGAUGGUCUUAAUUUUAAUGAAGCCCAAUUUAUCAGUGGCUUGAUGGCUAGCACCUACGUAGGAAGUGGCUGUGUACCCGGGAAUCAACAAUCGAGGUCAUUCCUAAUCCCUCUCCUGCACGCCAGACCCCUUCUCUCCACACCAAGCAUUCCCAGGCCUCUCUAUUGUCUCUCAUGCAAGAUCUGUGCUGACACCGUGCAGGGCCUGAGCUGGGCUUGUGCCCCUGUUCUCCACUCCCUAAUCUGUGAAAGGAAGGCCUGGUAUUAUGAAUGAGGUUGUUUUGAACUCAGAGGAGCCGGGCUGGGUCUGCCUCCUGACUCAAGGGCUUGUGGGGUGCAGCGGGGCUUCCAGGAGGAGGGAGCUCUGGGUUCUCAAAGCCCGUGUCAGAUUCCGGCUUUUCUUCUGAGCCUGCAGUGUUUUCUCCUUCCCCUCUCCAGUGUACGAGGUGGUCACAGCCACGGGGGACGUCCGAGGGGCGGGGACAGAUGCCAACGUCUUCAUCACGAUCUUUGGAGAGCACGGGCUCUCUCCCAAGCUCCAUCUCACCAGCAAGACCCUGCCUUCCACUCCCAGAUGGCUUCUCAGGAUCGUUUCCCCAACACAAAAGGAUUCCUGCUCCAAAAGCCCACGUCGUUGGUGUUACAACGUCUACAUCCUUUGGUGUACACUCUCUGCCCAGGCAGCAAAGCACAGGACAGGUCAGGGGACCUCCCCCAGGCCACGCCCUCCAGAAGCCAAGGUAGCGGUGCACCGCAGGUGCUCCCCUCCUCCCUUCUUGCUCUCCAGGACCAUUCCUGACAUGGGGGGGGGGGGGCGCUGCACAUUCAGCCAUGGCAAAAGGAUGGGGUCUCAUGUAUCUUGUGGAAUGCGGUUCUACUGUUGAAAAUCCACCGUCUGAGAGUGUCAGACUGCCCGGCAUUUUAGCCUGAUGGCUCUGCCUGUCGGCUGCUAAAAUGCCCCACACAGCCUAUAAGGGCUGUCCCAGGCGGGGAGCUCUACAUUGCAGUAGGCUUUGUCUGAGGACCCAGCAGGAGUCAGGUGAGGCCCCCGCUUCCAUAGGAAACAUGCAGAAAUCUGAAUUUCUUUGAUUGUUUAAAACUUGUAUUUAAGGAUGAUUUAUUCAAAGGGAGGGGAGGAGAGAGGGAGGGAAGAUGGGGUGAGGGGGUGGGAUCUUCCAUCCACCCACUGGUUUACUCCCCAAAUGCCUGCCUGCAACAAAGCCAGGAGCCCAGAACUCCAUGUUGGUCUCCCUUGUGGGUGGCAGGGACCCAAGCCACCACUGCUCCCUCCCAGGGUCUGCAACAGCAGGAGGCUGGAAUCAGAAGCAGAGCUAGGACUGGCCCCCAGGCACUCGAGUAAGGGGUGCAGGCAUCUCGAGCCACAUCUUAACCACUGCAGGAGGCAGUGGACCCAGAAGACCGAGUUUCUGAUACAUCCUUGGACCAGGGAUGCUCUGCCCUUUGCCAGUCCCGUUUUCUGAAACCCAGAGGCAUUGGGUGGGACUCACCAGAAGUGGGGGGUGCAGAAUCUGACCCCUGAAGUCCUUGGCCUUGGGGACUUCUUGGGGAUUAUUGCAGCCCCACACCCCGUGAGUGAGGCAGCCCCUGCCCCUCUGAAGAGAGAGACCGCUAGAAGGCCUUCCCUGCCUUCCAAGAAGCAUUCGGUCUCCAUCCGUGGACACAGCGGAAGCUUCCCACCUCCAUGUCCUGUGACCCCCGGAAGUGACUCCGUGUCCUGUGACCCCCGGAAGUACUCUCACUGUGGCUCUACGUCAGGUUCCGUUCAUGCCCGGUUGCUCUUCUCUGGCCUCCUCCCUUGCAUCUCACCCAUUUUCUUAUUCUGAGUGACUACAUAGCACCGUGCCCGAUUAUUUAGCAAACACACUGAAAUGUGUGUCCGCGUUGAGCCUGGCUACCUCCGGACGCAGCACCUGUUCUCCAGCUUUUGGUCUUGGAUGGGGGCUCCCCCCACCCAACUGCAGCCACAGAGCCACUGCGGGACUCCACACAGGGUCUGCCACUGGCCUUCACAGCACCCCUUGGCCUUGGCUUAGAGUGGGAUGCUUCUUCCCCUUCUCUCCCCUACAUGUCAGCGUUGGCUCUUCCCCCUACAACCCUUCCAAAGAGUCUGUCCCAGGCAGGCCCUGUUGAGUCGGAAACAUGGGAUUGCAGUUUUUAAAAAGAAACUUACAGAAAUAAUAUGUAUUCCUUUUGGAAAAUCAUUUAGAUAAGAACAAAUAAUCAUUUUUCCUAAGUCUUACUGUGCAGACUUGGCAUCUUUUUUUUUUUUUUAAUUUAUUUGACAGGCAGAGUUAGACAAUGAGGGAGAGAGACAGAAAGAAAGGUCUUCCUUCCAUUGGUUCACUCCCAAACAGCAGCCAUGCUGGAGCCACGCCGAUCUGAAGCCAGGAGCCCGGUGCCUCCUCCUGGUCUCCCAUGCGGGUGCAGGUGCCCAAACACCUGGGCCAUCCUCCACUGCCUUCCCAGGCCACAGCAGAGAGCUGGACUGGAAGAGAAGCAACCGGGACUAGAACCCGGUGCUCACAUGGGAUGCUGGCGCCGCAGGCAGAGGAUUAACCAAGUGAGCCACGGCGCUGGCCCCAACUUGGUAUCUUUGUAUAAAGCCUCCCACUCAUUGUUUUCAAGUGAAGAUGAUGUCUUGUUUUAACUUGCUUUUCUUUCAAAGAUUUUAUUUGUUUGAAAGGCAGUUUCAGAGAGAGAGAGAGAGAGAGAGAGAGAGAGAGAGAGAGAGAGAAUCUUCCAUCCAUUAGUUCACUCCCCAGAUGGUCACGAUGGCUGGGCUCAAGCCAGGCUGAAGCCAGGAACCUGGGACUAUAUCCAGGUCUUCCACGUGGGUGCAGGGCCCCAAGGACUUGGGCCAUCUGCUGCUGCUUUCCCAGUGCAUUCGCAGGGAGCUGGAUCAGAAGUGGAGCAGCUGGAACUUGAACCAGCGCUCAUCUGAGAUGCUGGCGUUCCGGGUGGUGGCUUAACCUGGCUGGCUGCUUGCUUUUUCUUUAAAGCCUGUGUAGUAACCUGCUUCUGUUUCAUUAACUGUCCUAUUAUAAUAGGAUUUUUAGUGGCUGCAAAAUAGUCUAUCAGGUUCUGCUGGUGACUGUUCCUCUGGGUUCUCAUCAAAUGGGGAAACACUCAUCUAUUUAUUUUAGAAGUCACUUGUCAUGUAUUGAAACAGAACAUGCCUCACGUUCAUUUCCCAUUCACAGCGAUGUGCAGCACUGAUGUGCACAUGCUUUCCCAGUUACUUCACAGCUGCCACAACUCAGAAGUGACAGCUUGGCGCGUUGUUAGUCUCCCCUGGAAAUGGCAUUCCCGCAGCAGCAAGACCCCGGGGCCCUGCUCUGCUUUCCUUCCCCCUUUGUGUGCUGGUUCUGGUGUCAGCGUCUCUAGGAAGGGGACACACUGCUGCUUCGUGGAGAAGUCUUCCACCAGGACUGGCCUAGCAGUGGAGCUGACACGUUGGGUGCUGGGCAUGGCCUCACUCGCCCUCUUCCUCUGAGGUUGGCACCACCGGAGCCUCAGGUACAUGCGGCAAGCCCAGAGCUGUCCUUUUCGUUCCAGAAAAACGCAGAAGAUUCUGCCACGGUCUCCCCUUUGUCCUCUGUGCCCACAAAGUACCAUUUUCUUUUUUAAAGAUUUACUGACUUCCCAUGUGGCUGAAAUGGCCAGGGCUAGGCCAGACCAAAGCCAGGAACUUCAUCUGGGUCUCCCACAUGGAUGGCAGGGGCCCAACUACUUGGGUCAACUUCUAUGUCUUCCCAGGCCCCUUAGCAGCGGCCUGGGUCAGAAGUGGAGCAGCUGGGACUCGAACUGGCACUCAGAUGGGAUGACGGCAUCCCAGGCUGUGGCUUGAGCCACUGUACCACAAUGCCUGCUCCCAGACUCAACUUUGGGGCCCCCCUUCCCCAUCAAAGUUCCUUAGUGUCCACUUUCUCCUGGUUGCAUGAGCUCUGUGUUCUGUUGGGAGGUCUAGGCCCUGCAUCUCCUGACGCCCCACCUGGGCAGACUCUUGAAGUGGGUGCAUCUGCAGAACCCCGGCUUGAGCCUUCUGUUACUGACUUUGGACCUCAUCUUGGUGGGGAAGGACCUGCACCUCCCAAUGGCAAUGAAUAAACAAAUGUCUUCUGUGAGCCUCUUUUCCCCCGGGCUGUGUGCUGGGCCCAAGGGUCCUGGCCAAGAGCACUGUGGGGAGGUGUAAGGUGCUAAGGGCUUGGCUCUGGGGAGGGAGGAGCUGCUAGCAGGUCUGGCUUGAAUGCCCACACAGAGGAUGGAGCCGAUGUCAGCGUGAGAUUCAGGCUUCCACUCUGCAGAGUUCUGUGGUAAGGCUGGGUCUAAGCAGGUUGAGUCGGUGAGUCUCGACUUGCCUGGUCACCACACUGCUGAACAUCUCGGGGGCACUUGCUUCUGUUCACACCAUCUGCAGGAUGCCAAUGUGCCUUCCCUCACCACCCCUGCUUCCCUGGUUGCUGCUUUGGGGCUGAGUGAUCCUUUCCUUGUUGGAAUGGCAGGACCCUGGACAGCCACCCAAGGACUGCAUCCACUUGGGGCUGCCAGGCCACUCUUGCUGGCAAGGUUGGGCAUGUGAGGGGGAGAGGCAAGGACGCCUGCAUGCCCAGGAGCACCCUAACAUUCAUCGCAUCCUGCUUCUUCCUCCAUUUCCCAGCCCAGAGCAACUGGGAGGCAGGCAGUCAAGAUUUGGAGAGUCAGGUCCUGGUCCCAGCUCUGUUACCAGCUAACAGUUUACCCAUCUGUCAGUGGGGCUGGUGUUCUUCAUAAUGUUUGCCUUAGUGACGCACAGCAAGGAUCAGUUGAGAACCUGGGAUGUCAGCAAGGAGUGGCACUCACUGUCCUUGCUUCUUCCCCUCCAAACCAAGUCUGAAAGGGAUCUCAGCACAGGAGUGGUUGGGUGUAACUCUUCCCGAGAGUGGGAUGAUGGAGGAAGAAGAGGAUGGCAACCCCUGGCUCUCCUCUCCCUGAGCCCCCGAGCCAAGCGCUGAUCUGCCCUAACUGUGCACGUGUCCCUGCAGGAGCGAGUCUGCCUUCGAGAAGGCCAACGUUGAUGUGUUCCGGGUGAGAACCAACAACGUGGGCCUCAUCUAUAAAAUCAGGAUCGAGCAUGACAACACGGGCUUGAACGCCAGCUGGUACCUGAACCACGUGAUUGUGACCGACAUGAAGCGGCCUCACCUCCGCUACUACUUCAACUGCAACAACUGGCUGAGCAAGGUGGAAGGCGACCGCCAGUGGUGCCGUGACCUGCUGGCCAGCUUCAACCCCAUGGACAUGCCCAGAGGUAACAAAUAUGAAGUCAAGGUGUACACUGGCGAUGUCAUAGGUGCGGGGACAGAUGCUGAUGUCUACAUCAAUAUCUUUGGAGAGUAUGGAGACACAGGGGAGCGUAGGCUGGAAAAUGAAAAGGACAACUUUGAAAAGGGAGCUGAAGACAAGUUCCUCCUGGAUGCCCCAGAUUUGGGGCAGCUGAUGAAGAUCAAUGUUGGCCACAACAACAAGGGGGGGUCUGCAGGUUGGUUCCUGUCCAAGAUUGUCAUCGAAGAUAUUGGGAACAAAAGGAAAUAUGACUUCCCCCUUAACCGCUGGCUAGCCUUGGAUGAAGAUGAUGGCAAAAUCCAAAGGGAUAUCUUAGUGGGCGGAGCAGAGACCACAGCGAUCACCUAUAUCGUCACCGUCUUCACCGGGGAUCUCCGAGGGGCAGGGACCAAAUCCAAGAUCUACCUGGUCAUGUACGGGGCCAGAGGGAACAAGAACAGCGGGAAGAUCUUCCUGGAGGGCGGGGUGUUUGACCGUGGCCGCACCGACAUCUUCCACAUCGAGCUGGCCGCCCUCCUCAGCCCCCUGAGCCGGGUCUCCAUCGGACACGGCAACGUGGGCGUCAACAGGGGCUGGUUCUGUGAGAAGGUGGUGAUUCUGUGCCCCUUCACUGGCAUCCAGCAGACCUUCCCUUGCAGCAACUGGCUGGACGAGAAGAAAGCUGAUGGGCUGAUCGAGAGGCAGCUCUACGAGAUGGUCUCACUCAGGAAAAAGCGGCUGAAAAAAUUCCCUUGGUCCCUGUGGGUCUGGACGACUGACCUGAAGAAAGCUGGGACCAACUCUCCCAUCUUCAUCCAGAUUUACGGGCAAAAGGGGCGGACAGACGAGAUUCUCCUGAACCCCAACAACAAGUGGUUCAAACCGGGCAUCAUCGAGAAGUUUAGGAUUGAGCUCCCAGAUCUUGGCAGAUUUUAUAAGAUUCGGGCAUGGCAUGACAGACGGAAUCCUGGUUCUGGAUGGCACCUAGAGAAGAUGACCCUGAUGAACACCCUGAACAAGCACAAGUACAACUUCAACUGCAACCGCUGGCUGGAUGCCAACGAGGAUGACAAUGAGAUUGUGAGGGAAAUGACUGCAGAGGGCCCCACAGUGCGAAGAAUAAUGGGCAUGGCCCGGUACCGGGUGACCGUAUGCACAGGGGAACUUGAAGGUGCGGGAACCGAUGCCAACGUCUACCUCUGCCUCUAUGGUGAUGUGGGGGACACAGGGGAGCGGCUGCUCUACAACUGCAGGAAUAACACCGACCUGUUCGAGAAGGGCAAUGCCGACGAGUUCACCAUUGAGUCUGUGACCAUGCGGAAGGUGAGGCGGGUGAGGAUCAGACACGAUGGCAAAGGCUCGGGCAGCGGCUGGUACCUGGACCGGGUGCUGGUGAGAGAGGAGGGGCAGCCCGAGAGUGACAACGUGGAGUUCCCCUGUCUCAGGUGGCUGGACAAGGAUAAGGACGAUGGGCAGCUGGUCCGAGAGCUGCUGCCCAGUGACAGCAACGCAACGCUGAAGAACUUCCGCUAUCACAUCAGCGUGAAGACAGGGGAUGUCUCUGGGGCCAGCACGGAUUCUAAAGUCUACAUCAAGCUCUACGGGGACAAAUCCGACACCAUCAAGCAGGUUCUUCUCGUCUCCGAUAACAACCUCAAAGACUAUUUCGAGCGUGGCCGGGUGGACGAGUUCACCCUGGAGACCCUGAACAUUGGAACUAUCAAUCGGCUGGUGAUUGGGCAUGACAGCGCAGGCAUGCACGCAGGCUGGUUCCUGGGCAGUGUUGAGAUCCGCGUGCCCCGCCAAGGCAAGCGCUACACCUUCCCUGCCAACCGCUGGCUGGACAAGAACCAGGCGGACGGGCGCCUGGAGGUGGAGCUGUACCCCAGCGAGGUCGUGGAGAUCCAGAAACUGAUUCACUAUGAGGUCGAGAUUUGGACGGGCGACGUGGGUGGCGCAGGCACCACUGCCCGGGUCUACAUGCAAAUCUACGGUGAAGAAGGCAAAACAGAAGUGCUCUUCCUCUCCAGCCGCUCCAAGGUUUUUGAUCGGGCAUCCAAGGACAUAUUCCAGCUGGAGGCGGCGGACGUGGGCGAGGUCUACAAGAUCCGGCUCGGGCACACGGGCGAGGGCUUCGGGCCCAGCUGGUUCGUGGACACGGUGUGGCUGCGGCACCUGGUGGUGCGGGAGGAGGAGCUCACACCCGAGGAGGAGUCCCGCAGGAAGAAGGAGAAGGCCAAGCUGCAGCAGCUGCUCAAGAAGGAGCGGCUCAAGGCCAAGCUGCAGAGGAAGAAGAAGAAGAAGAAGAAGGGCAGUGAUGAGGAGGACGAGGGGGAGGAGGGGGCCGAAGAGGAAGAGUCCUCGGAGGAGUCCUCGUCGGAAGAGGAGGAGGAGGAGGAGACCGAGGAGGAGGAGGAAGAGGAGGAGUUUGGGCCGGGGAUGCAGGAGGUGAUUGAGCAGUACAAGUUCGAAGCCAACCGCUGGCUGGCCCGGGGCAAGGAGGACAAUGAACUUGUCGUGGAGCUGGUGCCGACGGGCAGGCCAGGCCCUGAGCCCAACACCUAUGAGGUCCAGGUGAUCACAGGGAACGUGCCCAAGGCUGGCACUGACGCCAACGUCUACCUGACGAUCUACGGGGAGGAGUACGGGGACACAGGCGAGCGCCCCCUGAAGAAAUCGGACAAGUCCAACAAGUUUGAGCAGGGGCAGACAGACACCUUCACCAUCUACGCCAUUGACCUGGGAGCCCUGACCAAGAUCCGGAUUCGCCAUGACAACUCAGGCAAUAGACCCGGCUGGUUCCUGGACAGAGUAGACAUCACCGACAUGAACAACGAGACCACGUACUACUUUCCAUGCCAACGCUGGCUGGCGGUGGAGGAAGAUGAUGGGCAGCUGUCCAGGGAGCUGCUGCCAGUGGAUGAGUCCUAUGUGCUACCCAGCGAGGAUGAGGAGGGUGGGGGCGGUGACAGCAACCCCCUUGACAACCUGGCCUUGGAGCAGAAAGAUAAGUCUACCACAUUCUCAGUGACCGUAAAGACUGGGGACAAGAAGAACGCAGGCACAGACGCCAAUGUCUUCAUCACACUCUUCGGCACGCAAGAUGACACUGGAAUCACCCUCCUGAAGUCCUCCAAGACCAACAGCAACAAGUUCGAGAGAGACAGCAUUGAAAUCUUCACGGUAGAGACGCUGGAUCUGGGAGACCUGUGGAAGGUCAGGAUCGGCCAUGACAACACAGGCAAAGCUCCCGGCUGGUUUGUAGACUGGGUGGAGGUGGAUGCCCCAUCUCUUGGAAAGUGUAUGACAUUUCCCUGUGGCCGCUGGCUGGCCAAGAAUGAAGACGAUGGUGCCAUCGUCAGGGACCUCUUCCACGCGGAGCUUCAAACCAGGCUGUACACACCAUUUGUCCCCUAUGAGAUCACGCUGUACACCAGUGAUGUCUUUGCUGCCGGCACAGAUGCCAACAUCUUCAUCGUCAUCUAUGGCUGUGACGCUGUGUGCACCCAGCAGAAAUUCCUGUGCACCAACAAGAGGGAGCAGAAGCUGUUCUUUGAGAGGAAGUCCGCCUCCCGCUUCAUCGUGGAGUUAGAAGAUGUGGGAGAAAUCAUCGAGAAGAUUCGGAUUGGCCAUGAUAAUACGGGCAUGAAUCCUGGGUGGCACUGCUCCCACGUGGACAUCCGCCGGCUCCUCCCCGAUAAAGACGGUACAGAGACCUUGACUUUCCCGUGUGACCGAUGGCUUGCCACCUCCGAAGAUGACAAGAAGACCAUUCGCGAACUGGUCCCUUACGACAUCUUCACUGAGAAAUACAUGAAAGAUGGGUCCUUAAGGCAAGUCUACAAGGAAGUGGAGGAGCCUCUGGACAUUGUGCUAUACUCGGUGCAGAUCUUCACAGGGAACAUUCCCGGGGCAGGGACGGAUGCCAGGGUCUACAUCACCAUCUAUGGAGACCUGGGGGACACCGGGGAGCGCUACCUUGGCAAGUCAGAGAACCGCACCAACAAGUUCGAGAAAGGAACGGCCGAUACCUUCAUUAUCGAGGCCGCUGACCUGGGCGUCAUCUACAAGAUCAAGCUGCGCCACGACAACAGCAAGUGGUGUGCAGACUGGUAUGUGGAGAAGGUGGAGAUCUGGAACGACACCAAUGAGGACGAGUUCCUGUUCCUGUGCGGGCGUUGGCUGUCCCUGAAGAAGGAGGAUGGGCGACUCGAGAGGCUCUUCUAUGAGAAGGAGUACACUGGGGACCGCAGCAGCAACUGCAGCAGCCCUGCUGACUUCUGGGAAAUCGCCCUGAGCUCCAAGAUGGCUGACGUCGACAUUGAGACUGUGACAGGGCCCAUGGCUGACUACGUUCAGGAUGGCCCAGUUAUCCCUUAUUACGUGUCUGUCACCACUGGCAAGCACAAGGACGCGGCCACUGACAGCCGAGCCUUCAUCUUGCUCAUCGGGGAAGAUGACGAGCGUAGUAACCGCAUCUGGCUGGACUACCCCCGCGGGAAGAAGGGCUUCAGCUGUGGCUCCGUGGAAGAGUUCUACGUGGGAGGCUUGGAUGUGGGCGUCAUCAAGAAAAUAGAGCUGGGCCACGACGGGGCCUCCCCCGAGAGCUGCUGGCUGGUGGAGGAGCUCUGUUUGGCAGUGCCCACCCAGGGCACCAAGUACACCUUGCGCUGUAACUGCUGGCUCGCCAAGGACCGAGGCGACGGCGUCACCUCCCGUGUCUUCGACCUCCUGGAUGCCAUGGUGGUGAACAUCGGGGUGAAGGUGCUUUACGAAAUGACAGUGUGGACAGGUGACGUGGUUGGCGGGGGCACAGACUCCAACAUCUUUAUGACCCUCUAUGGCAUCAAUGGGAGCACAGAGGAGGUGCAGCUGGACAAAAAGAAAGCCAGGUUUGAGCGGGAACAGAACGACACCUUCCUCAUGGAGAUCCUGGACAUCGCCCCCUUCACCAAGAUGCGGAUCCGGAUCGACGGCCUGGGCAGCCGGCCCGAGUGGUUCCUGGAGAGGAUCCUACUGAAGAACAUGAACACGGGAGAUCUGACCAUGUUCUACUACGGAGACUGGCUGUCCCAGCGGAAGGGCAAGAAGACCCUGGUGUGCGAGAUGUGUGCAGUCAUCGAUGGGGAGGAGAUGAUGGAGUGGACCUCCUACACAGUCACAGUGAAGACCAGUGACAUCCUGGGAGCAGGCACUGAUGCCAACGUGUUCAUCAUCAUCUUCGGGGAGAACGGGGACAGCGGGACCCUGCCCCUGAAGCAGUCAGCCAACUGGAACAAGUUUGAGCGGAACAACACGGACACGUUCAGCUUCCCCGACAUGCUGAGCCUGGGUCACCUCUGCAAGCUGAGGGUGUGGCAUGACAACAAAGGGCUGUUUCCUGGCUGGCACUUGAGCUAUGUCGACGUGAAAGACAACUCUCGCGACGAGACCUUCCGCUUCCAGUGUGACUGCUGGCUCUCCAAGAGUGAGGGCGACAGGCAGACCGUCCGCGACUUUGCCUGUGCCAACAAUGAGAUCCGUGAAGAGCUGGAGGAGACCACCUAUGAGAUCGUCAUAGAAACGGGCAACGGAGGCGAAACCAGGGAGAACGUGUGGCUCAUCCUGGAGGGCAGGAAGAACCGGUCCAAAGAGUUCCUCGUGGAAAAUUCUUCCAGGCAGCGGGCCUUCAGGAAGGGGACCACAGACACGUUUGAAUUUGACAGCAUCUACUUGGGGGACAUCGCCUCCCUCUGUGUGGGCCACCUCGCCAGGGAGGACCGGUUCAUCCCCAAGCGAGAGCUGGUGUGGCAUGUCAAGACCAUCACCAUCACCGAGAUGGAGUAUGGCAAUGUGUACUUCUUUAACUGCGACAGCCUCAUCCCCCUCAAGAGGAAGAGGAAGUACUUCCGGGUGUUUGAGGUUACCAAGACUACAGAGAGCUUUGCCAGCAAGGUCCAGAGCCUGGUGCCGGUCAAGUACGAGGUCAUCGUGACAACGGGCUACGAGCCAGGGGCGGGCACUGACGCCAACGUCUUUGUGACCAUUUUUGGAGCCAACGGGGACACGGGCAAGCGGGAGCUGAAGCAGAAAAUGCGCAACCUCUUUGAGCGGGGCAGCACCGACCGCUUCUUCCUGGAGACGCUGGAGCUCGGGGAGCUGCGCAAGGUGCGUCUGGAACACGACGGCAGCGGCUACUACUCGGGCUGGCUGGUGGACAAGGUGGAAGUCACCAACACCAGCACCGGCGUGGCCACCAUCUUCAGCUGCGGCAGGUGGCUGGACAAGAACCGGGGGGACGGGCUCACCUGGAGAGACCUCUUCCCCUCUGUCUGAGGGGCUGGCCCCACUAAACCACCCCCUGGCUGUGACCUUCCGCAGCCUUUUGGGAGGCCUCCAGGAGCAGGGGCCACUGGGAACUUCAUGGUCCCUCAAAGGCCACUGUUCGUGGCUGGCUUUUUGUGGGGUUCUGCUCCCCACCCUCCUAGUCUUAGAGAUCUCCCAGGAAUCAUAAUCAGCUGUACAAAAUCGUUUUCCAGGGCCGGCGCUGUGGUGCAGCAGGUUAAAGCCCUGGCCUGCAGAGCCGGCAUCCCAUAUGGGCACCGGGUUCUAGUCCCAGCCGCUCCACUUCUGAUCCAGCUCUCUGCUAUGGCCUGGGAAAGCAGCAGAAGAUGGCCCAAGUGCUUGGGCCUCUGCACCCAUGUGAGAGACAUGGAAGAAGCUCCUGGUUCCUGGCUUCAGAUCGGUGCAGCUGCAGCUGUUGCAGCCAACUGGGGG